AUGAGCAAGGCCAUACAACAGAUAUUCGAGGACUACAGCAGGGCUCGGACACAUUUCACGCAGAACAUUUAUGACAUGUGCUUAAAGUCUCACAACAUGGAAGUAAUAAUAAACACAGAUAUCAUAAUUUUGAUUCGUCCGCUGAUCUUGGACAAGAUUCCCAUAGUUCAACAGAAUGCAACUCAAAUAUUAGCAAAAAUGGCUACACAUUCUGAAGAAGUGGCUUUAACUAUUUUGCAGAAUGAUGUAUUACCACAUUUAAUAUAUUGUUUAAAACAUGAAAAUAAAAAUUAUAGGAAAAAUUGUGCUAAUACUUUGAAAUGUCUAGCUAGCCAUAAUGCAAAGCUAGCUAAUUUAGUAGCAGAAGGAGAAAAUUGUAUUGAUUAUUUAAUGGAUUCAUUGGAUGAAUAUGAUGUAAGAUUAAAAGAAGCAUGCAUAAAUGCAUUAUGUGCAAUCAUCAAAAAUGAUAUAGAUCUUUCAAAAAAAUUAGUAGAUAAAGGAAUCAUCCCAUUGGUUAUUUUGUGCUUACAAGAAAAAGAUACAAAUCUUAUAAAAAGUACAUUAAAUAUAUUAACAGAACUUAGUAAACAAACUAAUGAAAUAGCGAAAGAGGUUGUGGAUAAUAAUGCAUUACCACAUCUAAUAAAAUACUUAGAUCAUAAUGAUAUUCAUAUAAAAAGAAGUUCAUGUAAUUGUCUAUCCCAAAUUGCUAAACAUAAAGAAGAAUUAACAGAAUUAAUUAUCGAAAAUGAUGUUUUUCCAAAAAUUAUAUAUUUAUUAAAAGAUAAUGAUGAUAUUGUAAAAAAAAACUGUUCCAAUUUAUUGAAAGAAAUGAGUAAACAUAAUGAAGAUAUAUGUAAAAUUAUUACUCGUGCAGGAACUUUACCUUUUUUGUGUGAGUGUAUUGAACAAGCAUCAAAGGAUAAUAUUAAAUGCCCCGCCAUUCUAUGUCUUGGUUUUAUUGCUUCAUUUUCAGAAUCAUUAAGUUUAAAUAUUAUUUUAUCUAAUACUAUUCCUAUUUUAAAAAAGUGCUUAAUCGAAGAAACAGAAGACUAUAUUAAAUGUGCUUCUGUGUGGACUCUUGGAAAUAUUGGAAAACAUUCAUCUGAACAUGUUAAAAAAAUUUCAGAUGAAAAUAUUUUAAUAAUUUUAGUUAACUUGUAUAAUUCCAAUGAUUCUUCCGAUGAUUUAAAAAAAAAAAUUAAAUUUUCCUUAAAAAUCAUGAUUCAAAAGGUCACUGAUUUGGAAGCUCUAGAACCCGUCUUUAUAAAAUCAUCAAUCAAACUAGCCAAGUAUUGCAUCUAUCAAUUCUCUAAAAUACUUCCUAAAAAUCCUACAUACAAAAAAUCCUUCAUCAAGUCUGGGUGCUUGAAGUAUCUACAAGAAAUAAAAAAUUCCGACGAGGCAAAGAAAAUCGAAAUGGAAAUAAACACAAUCAAUAAAUCUUUCCCAGAAGAUAUAAUCAAUUAUUACACUCCUGGUUACUCGGAAACACUGAUUAAAAAAAUUGACCAAGUUGACAAAAACUGA
Plasmodium gonderi is the source of this 1530-nucleotide messenger RNA. Its product is annotated as PF16 protein. NCBI's taxonomy places the organism in Eukaryota, Apicomplexa, Aconoidasida, Haemosporida, Plasmodiidae. Gene Ontology annotation, cellular component: microtubule cytoskeleton. The coding region runs from base 1 to 1530 and encodes 509 amino acids. The transcript is spliced from 2 exons. Gene Ontology annotation, molecular function: microtubule binding. The record is from RefSeq and is a predicted model, not a curated record. Gene Ontology annotation, biological process: cilium movement.